Mya arenaria is the source of this 1493-nucleotide messenger RNA. RefSeq names its product gamma-aminobutyric acid type B receptor subunit 2-like. Gene Ontology annotation, cellular component: membrane; G protein-coupled receptor heterodimeric complex. The coding region runs from base 1 to 1476 and encodes 491 amino acids. Gene Ontology annotation, biological process: G protein-coupled receptor signaling pathway; gamma-aminobutyric acid signaling pathway. The record is from RefSeq and is a predicted model, not a curated record. The transcript is spliced from 11 exons. NCBI's taxonomy places the organism in Eukaryota, Metazoa, Mollusca, Bivalvia, Myida, Myidae. Gene Ontology annotation, molecular function: G protein-coupled GABA receptor activity.
AUGGAUUUGAUACGCGUGUUGGUUUUACUGCUGUCCACGCUGUGUCCUUGUAACGUUUGUGAUGGCAGCAAAGGUGAGAUGGGUCGGAUUGUGAUCGCCGGCCUGUUUCCGUUGUCAGACAGGGUCCCGGAAGGGCUCAUCGGGCGUGGAGUUCAACCUGCAGUGGAACUUGCUCUGGGUAUGAUCAACAACGAGACAUCCAUCCUGCCUAAACAUCAUCUAGACAUUGUCCAAAGCGAUACGCAAUGUGACAUGGCGGUAGCGACAAAGUUCUUCUUUGACCUCGUCGCCAGCAACAGUACCGUUGUCAUGGUAUUUGGAGACGCGUGUUCAGCCGUGUCAGGACCUAUCGCUGAAAUAUCAAAGGAAUGGAAUGUCUGGCUGUUGUCUUAUGCCGACAUGGACCCAGCUUUGUCGGACCGAAAAAAGUACCACAACUUCUACAGGACGGUUCCCAGCGAUAACGACUUUAACCCGGCUCGUCUUGCGCUUCUUAAAGAAUUCAACUGGACCACCGUGGGAACCAUUUUCCAGGGAGUCACCAAGGGAACGGCUAGAUAUGGACAUGCCCACAACAAUCUUGCGUCGCUGUUGGAGAAAGCGGAUAUUGACAUUGUGAAAUCUGUCGCCUUUGUCAACGAUCCUGAACACGCCAUCAAAGAACUUAAGAGGACAGACGUGCGUAUAAUUAUAGGGAAUUUCGACGAACAAAUGGCACGUUUGGUUUUCUGCCAUGCGUAUCAGAACGGAAUGUACGGCCCCAAGUACCAGUGGAUCAUUCUAAGCGGGUACCGGAAAAUGUGGUGGACAUUCGAGGACACCACCCAUAAUGUCACAUGUUCGCUAGCGGAGCUUAACACCACCAUAUAUGGCUACAUCUCUACUGACAUACUCCCCCUCUCCAGUAGUAAGAGGCGCACAGAGUCAGGCCUGACGCCUCAAAAGUACCACAAGGAGUAUAAUCGAAUGCGGCGCCGUGCUGGGAGUCCAUACAGCAAGUACCAUGGCUACGCGUUCGACGGUGUAUGGGUGAUCGCUAAGGCGGUGGACGCCCUCCUCCGGAAGUUGGAUCGGGACCGACCUUCCGGACGCCAUCUAAGUCGGGACCUCGUAAGCGGAGAUCGGAUAUCUGCAGCUCUUAAUGAUACAAACUUUCGGGGUGUCACCGGGCAAAUUAAAUUCAGCAGCGGUGACAGGGUUGGAUCUGUCCUCUUUGAGCAACACCAGGGUGAAGACAUGGUGAAAAUCUACGAGUACCACAGAAUUAAUGACGUCAUCACAAACAAGAGUAAAGACAGUCGGCCAAUCAUCUGGAGGGGCGAGAAUGGCCCCCCUAUCGACCGGAAGCACGUUCGUGAGGAAUUUCAGCGUGUACCUAAAGGGAUCUACUAUAGCAUGUGUACUCUUUCGGGGAUGGGCGUCAUUGUUGCGGUGUUUUUUCUUGUCAUUAACAUCAUCUUCCGUGAGCACAGGUGAUGUACGAGCUGUACUCG